Molecule: messenger RNA, 9053 nt
Organism: Mizuhopecten yessoensis (Yesso scallop)
Lineage: Eukaryota; Metazoa; Mollusca; Bivalvia; Pectinida; Pectinidae
Product: melanoma inhibitory activity protein 3-like
Exons: 29
Coding region: 26-5344 (1772 amino acids)
Biological process (GO): vesicle cargo loading; protein secretion; endoplasmic reticulum to Golgi vesicle-mediated transport
Cellular component (GO): endoplasmic reticulum membrane; endoplasmic reticulum exit site
Molecular function (GO): protein binding
Source: RefSeq, a predicted model, not a curated record
CGUUCGGUGUGAAAGUAGAAAAAACAUGGCAGCCUGCGUUAAUGUAGAACGUACGAUAAGCCGGUUGCUUUUUGUGACAUGGCUUCUCACAUUUAUUGUUGCUAUCGUUGAAGCGUCAGGAAUUUCUGACUUACGGCUGUGUGGAGAUACAAACUGUGAAAAAAUUAUAUCUUAUGCCCGAGCAUUAGGUAAAUUCAGACAAAAUGAUCCCUUAUUCCUGACCUUUGAAAGAGAUGAUAUAGUACAUAUUCUAAGUAAAUCAGCAGGUCAAAAGCCAGACCUUUGGGGAGGAGAGGUUCGUGGAAAGAAAGGCUAUUUCCCACGGUCAUUCGUGAAGGAAUACAAAGUUGACGUACCCAACCCACAACACGUAAUAAAAACAGAGAAAAGAUUAUCUAUAGAGGAAAGAAUGAUGAGGAAUGAGUUUGAUACAGAACUUGAAGAUGAUACAGAGAUUGGCGAUGAUACAGAGAUUGGCGAUGAAACAGAAGCUGUGGAAGAAGAGAACGAUGCAGGAGAUGUUGAAACCCCUAUAAAAAAAGAACCAGAACAGAAAUCUACACAGAAAGAUGAAGAAGCUGAUGAUACGGAAAUAGAUGAGACUGAAUUAGGAGAAGAUGGUGAUGAUGUAGAGGAAGUGGAAGAAAGUGAAGAUUCCACGGAGGUACCAUCAGAAGAAAUGACAGAAGAGGAAAAUGGCAAGGAUGUUUUUGAUUUUGACGAUAUAAAAGCAAAAAAUAUCUUAAAUCAUAUCAAUGACUUUGAUGAGGAGAUAUUUCCAAUACUUAUUGACGAAGCCAAUGAUGCAAAAGUUAAAAUUGAAGAAUUGAAUAAAAUCCUGUUGACAAAAUCUCCAACACCAUAUGAAGGAAAGAUUGAGGAGAGUGCUUCUGGUGAGAAAUUGGAGUCAACACAGCAGGCAGCUCAGCCACCCCAACACACAGAUUCAACACAGCAGACAGCUUCAACACCCCAACACACAGAUUCAACACAGCAGGCAGCUCAGACACCCCCACACACAACUUCAACACAGCAGGCAGCUGAGACACCCCAACACUCAGAUCCAACACAGCAGACAGCACAGCCUCCCCAACACACAGAUUCACCACAGCAGGCAGCUCAGACCCCCCAACACAAAGAUUCAGCACAGCAGGCAGAUUCAACACAGCAGGCGGCUCAGACACCCCAACACACAGAUUCAGCACAGCAGGCAGCUCAGACACAUCAACACACCACUCAAGUAGACAAACCUGCAGAGGAAGCUACACUGGUAAAGGAAGAGGAAGUUCAGAAAAAUGAGGAAGAGUUUGAUGAAACAGAUAUUGGAGAUGAAGAAGAGGAGGAGGAAGAAGAAGAUGUCAUAUCAGAUGUUAAGGCAAAUUUAAAGAAAGUAGAACAAACAUCAAAGGGUGAUACCACUGAUAAAGAUGGGAGUCAGUUACUACCAGAGGAAAAUCUCAAAGUCGUCGCCACUCCUAAAUCUGAGGACUUGAAACAAAUGUCUUCAUCAGAAGAUGGUUCUAAAACAGAAGAUCAUGGAGCUGAUAAACAGGCAGAUGAUGUAAAGACCAUCACACCUGCAGAUGCUCAGAAAGAGGAUGAAAAUAACAUGGAAAAAAAAUCUGAAAGUACACAGGCAGGUCACGACCAUCAUGGGACAAAACCUUUAGAUUUUGUACAGGCUCAAGUAGAUGAUGCAAUGAAAAAAAUGGAAACGACAGAAAACAAAAAAGAACAACCAGGAGCUGGAGUCAAAGUAAACGACCAGUCUGUGGAGGGAGUCAAAGUGAUGGAACAGCCUGUAGAUCAGGGAGUCAGAGAAAUGGACCAGUCAGCAGCUGGAGUCAAAGUGAAAGACCAGUCUGUAGAGGGAGUCAAAGUGAUGGAACAGCCUACAAAGGGAAUCAAAGUAGAGGAACAGCUUGUAGAUCAAGGAGUCAAAGAAAUGGAACAGCCAGCAGCAGGAGUCAAAGAAAUGGAACAGCCCACAGAGACUAUUGAAAAAGAGGAAAAUACAAAAGAACACCACAAAGAAACAAAACAGAUUGAAGAGCCUGCAAUCAAAGAGACAGAUUUAAAGGUGGAAAUCAAAGAAUUGGAACAACCGUUAGUUCAACAGAGAAGACAAGCUUCAAGUGAGAACAAAAUGGCAUCAGAAGAAAAACUUGCAGAUGUUCCAGUAAAAGAGGAAACAACAGAAAGUGCAAAAAUGGCAGAAACAGACAGUUUCAAAAGUUCAGAAGGUAAUCAGCAGCUUUUGCCAUCAUCUGCCAGUGAUAUAUCUGCCACACAAGCAGCUGAAGCAGAGGCCCCACCUGGAUACACGAUUAUAGAUGGGACACCUUUCCCUCUUGAUAUGCUAGAUGAUACAGCCAUGGAUGCACCUUCACCUGUAAUAGAGGAACUCAAAACAAGAAUCCCUGAUCAGCCCUCCUCAUCUCUAGACAUUGUCCCAACUGCUUCUUUUUCAGAAUCUGUACAUGUAACUGCAAACCCUUCACAGCCUUUAAAUACUGACAAUCAUUUGGAAGUGCCACCUUUCCAAGAACCUGUCCAGUCCAACAUUCAAGAAUCCAUUUCACAGCACCCAUCUUUCACUGUGAGUGAAGCCACUAGCCUUUCUUCCAGUGAGACAACUUCCUUGUCAGACAGACUACUGCAAAGUUCUGAUACAACAAAUGGAUCUCCAAGUGAAAUGGUGACAGAAAAUCUGCAUGCAUCCAUGAGUGUAUCUGAACAACUUUUGUCAUCAAUGGAUGUAAGUGUGGAUAUGGAAGAAAAACCUACCAGUGCAGACAACAAUGUUUUAAACAGAGAUACAGUGCAUCAGAACCUUACACAUCCAGACUCUUCAGAAACAUUGGUUCCAAAGCCAGACUCAAACAAAGACAUGUAUGCAACUGUAGACUUUCUUUCCAGGAAAGUAUUAUCCCAUGAUGGGUCACAAGGGAGUAUGCCAUCUACAAAUGGACAGCCUCAAAAUGGAGUCAAUGUUCCUCCUGUUAGUCAAGAAGAACCAGAUAAACAGGUUCGGUCAGAAACUUUGCCAAAUAUUGAUGACACAGGGUCUGCAUCACAGAAUGUUGACACUGGGUCUGUCCCAAACCUACAGACAGAUAAAGAUCAAGGUGUCACUCCACCUACCACAGAUUCUCCCAACGAGAUCCCACCGCCACUCGUGGAGGACAAACCAACUGCAACAGUCCUUCCAUGGCAGCAGGAAACCACAGCCACUCCCGAAGAUUUGACAGGAAAGGAAGGGGAAUACAACACAGACCCACAGUGGUCCCGAAAAAUUGAUGUUGAGAGUAUUGGAGCACAGGAAGACAAGGCAUACCAAGAAGACACCUGGUGGGUUAGAACUGUCAGGAGUAUGGAAGCAAGGCUCAAGGUUCUGGUUGUCAAGUUACCUCCCUCGGUCCAGUCUCUGCUGGAACAGGAACCACUGGGUCUGUCCCCACAGAUGGCUAUCUUUGUCACCAUGCUGAUGACCUUCACACUAUUUAUCGUGACCUGUUGUGGAUUGCUCAAGGGUAAAAAAUCCAAGAAAAAGGAUCCUGUUUUGGUUGUCCGAAGCCUGGAGGAGCAGUUGUUCAUCAUGACAAAGGAAAAGGAGAACUUGGAGGAUGACUUACAGAGCACGAAACAGAAAAUGAAAGACCUGGCGAAGGACCUGACUGUGCACCAGUCCUCUUCUGGAGAUUUAGAAUCAGAACUCCAGAACCACAGGCUCCAUGUUGAUGUGCUCAAACAAAAGCUGGGAACCCUGGAACAGGAGAAGGAUGAAUUAACCGUGGAGAUUCGUGAGAAGCAACAAAAUGCACAGUCAGAACAUGAAAGUGCCUCAGAGCUCCAUAAAAAAAUCAUACAAAAGGAUAAAAUGCUGAAGGAACUCAGUGAUCUACAAGAAAAGACAAAUCAAAGGCUCUCAGAAACACUUGUGGAGCUGGAAAAUCAAACCUCACAACUUCAGGGCACUGCUGAACAAGUACAGCACUUAGAAACUAGGAAACAACAGCUACUGCAAGAAGUGGAAGGAUGGAAAGAAAAUGCACAGGACCUGUCGGAUCGCUUAGAUCUGUCUUUGUCAGAACAAAGUAAAAUGCAGGAGGACCUGGCCUUUAAACAAAAUGAACUAGAGGUUCUGAGGGAUUGUUUUCUGCAGUUAAAGGCUUUUGAAACCGAGGACGAUGAAGAUACAGAUCAGUUAGAUUCUGAAAGUAUUCAAGAAAAAUUCCGUGCCAUGUUGGAUGUAUCUAAGGUAAAAGCAUCUCUGCAAUCAUUAGAAGAUGAGAAAGUCACAUUACAAAACAAGGUCGACAUAGAGAUAGAAUGUCGACAGGAGAUGGAAGAACAAAUUGCCAGCCUCCAAGCAAAACUGGAGAGUUUCCAAGCUGACAAAAUGAAAGCUGAUCGACAGAGUCAUGAUGCUCAGACCAAACUUAAUGUUUUGACCCACUACUUCAAAGAGAAAGAGGUUCAAUUACAACGAGAGUUAGGUGAGCAGGAAGCAUUGAAGAAGCAGAAUAAGAAUAGACUGGAACAUGCAGAUGAGAGGAGUAAAAUGGUGGAAGCAGAGUUAGAAACCUACAGGUCACAAGCUGAAGAUUUAAAGAAGGAAAUACUUUCAGCAGAGAGAGAUUUUAGGUCUCAGAUUGCAGCUAAUGAAAAGAAAGCUCAUGAAAAUUGGCUGGCGUCUCGGACAGCGGAGAGAGAACUGAAGGAGGCACGGCAUGAGUCUACAGUGUUACGGCAGAAAUUGACAGAUCUUGAGAGGCGACUACACCAUGGGCCAAGUGGGCUCCUACGGCCCCUCCCCACGCGGGGCAUGCCACCACCAGGCAUGAAUGGGCCACCUCCUCUACCCCCAGGAGUAGACAGACCAGGACCCCCGGGCAUCAGGGACGGAGAUUUCCUAGGCUCUCCAGGCCCUGAGCGGAUGCCUCCACCUUCUAUGCAUGAACGGCGAAUGCCCCCUCCCGGGAUGAUGGGCCCCAGGAUGCCACCCCCUCCAUUGGAUGGCCGUUCUCCGCCCCCUUACGACCGAAGAGGCCCUCCUCCUCCAGACAGAAGGUCUCCACCUCCAUAUGAACGUGGGCUGAGGAUGCCUCCUCCUCCUCAUAUGGAUCGUAGAUCCCCGGGCUAUAGAAUGCCUCCGCCAGACAUGCUUCCUCGUAUGAGGGGACCUCCUCCUCCACAUCUACGUGGGGGGCCUACUUCUCCUCUCCCUCAUGGUAUGGGGCUCCCUCCUGAUGGUAGACCUGGCCCCGGAAUCCCCCCUUACCACCCCCCUCCUCCAGGCCAAGAUCCCGACCACAAGCCAAGACAACAAAGUCAGGUGUGAGACUUCAUUAAUAUACCAGUGGACAGGGCUGUUCACUGCCUCAGAGGAGCAUCUAGUUCCAGCAUCAUUUCUGUCAAAUAUAGGACUGAAUAACUAUAUUAACAGUGGCUACAUCAGAACGAGUUUAAUAUCUAUAAUUGGAUGUGUAAUGUUAUAAUUACAUUAACGUUAUUUAAACCACUGAUAGAUGAAAUGUGAUUUUUGCAUAAUAAGCAUCUGUCCAUUUCCGUGUUGUGAUAUAGUUUUAUUUAUCAGUAGAAUGAGGUGUAGAAGACUGCGACCGUGUGAGACACACUGGGAUUCUUACACUGGGCUGUUGCAAUAUUACCAAACUGUCUCGAUCUCAGUUAUACAUAAAUCCUGUUUGUACGGCGGUGUGACCAACCCGUUAAAGUGUAUUCAGACUGCUGUUGAAACUAUACAGGUCCCUCUACACUAGUAGGUGAUGGAAUGAAUUAGCCAUUUCCCAUGUUUGUAACACAUAGAGAGGUCUUGAAUUGCACUCGCGUCAUCAUUUGUCAGGAUUGUGUAUGGCAACUUUAGGGGGAUUAACCCUACUCUGAAUCAUGUGUAGAUUCAGCCUACUACCAGGUACAAUGUGACCUAACCCACAGCCAAUCAUGGUUUAUAAACAGACCCAGCCUACUUAAAAGUUGGCUUAUCCCACACUGAAUCAUGAUUGUGGACAGAUCAGUAGUUUUCUUAAGUAAUUUGAUUCUGUUCUUAAGUGUUAUGUUUUCACAUAAGUUUGAACUGAAGUUAUGUUUUUAACUAGUAUCUGAUUUUGAAAUGGCUAGUCGGAAUAGAUUGCAAUUUUCAAAAAUCAGAAUUGGACAAAGUGAAGAUGGAAAAUGGCAAAAAUAGAAUAAAAUGGUAUGCUAAAUGAUAGGACGCUAAUGUUGUACACGUCACAUUAUGUAGACAUUCAGCAUUAAAUAUACAGUAGUUGGUGAUUAUUGCUUGUUGGCUAUAGUGCUAGAAAUUCAUUGUUGAAAAACUUUUUUUUUUUAAUAUUUGAUAUAUAAUAUUGUUGUCACAUCUUUGUUACUUGUCAAUACAGAGGUUUUUACCUUUUGUCAUUCCUACAAAUAUUAACUAACAUUACUGUGUCUGUGAGAACAGCAUUAUUACAGGGUCAAGUACAAUCUUGUAGGAGUUAGUGAUCACAUUCCUUUGUAUAGAAAUGGAGAUGACAUUGUGUGGGAGCUUAUGACUUAUUUAGAGCUGAUUAUUCUCAGUUGUGAAGGUUAUUCUCAGUUGUGAAGGUUCUAAAUUAAACUACCUGUUAAAUGUAAAAUAAUUGCCAUUUCAACUGUUUCUUUAAAGCUGAAAAUAAUUGUAUUUUUUUGCGUAACAUUACAUAUGUUAAAGGUAUUUGCGACUCAAUAUCAGUACAUGUAUUGUAAAAUGUUCCAUCUAUAUUCAAGCUGGUACCUCUACAUAUAGGUAUUUUAUUGGGUCUACUGUAAAGUCUAGUCAUUUGGUUACUAUACUUAAUUAAGUGCUAUUUUGAUAUCAAUAGUUUGAAUAUUGACAAAGUUAACCUCUCUAUAAAGACCACCAAAGACAGUGCAAAUAGUCUUAAUAUACAGGUGUCAUAGACAGGUUAUUAUAAAAAUAAUGAUACAUAUUUUUUUUAAGAUGGUAGUUCUAUACAGGUGAUUCUGCAUAAUUCACUGAAAUACUGAUAGAAUAUCUGUCCACACAACUUUUGAAAAGGCUAUUUGGUAUACACAUUGUAUACGUAUUUUGUAUGAAAAUUAUAUAUAUUUUGUAUAUACCUGUAAAAAAAAAGAUGAAGUACCCUUCCUAUUUGUCCCAAGGAAUUCAUGUUAAAAAAGCUCAAAUAUUUUAUCCAUUAAAUUCGAAUUUCUUUCAGUAAAUAAAUAUACUUUUAAACAAUAUUUUACACCUUGGUAUUAUAAACAAAUAUACAGAAAUGCGUAGAGUAAUCUGUAAAAUAAGUGUUCAGAGCUGGACUCUUUAUGUUACAUCUAGUAUUCACACUGUAUAUACUGUACUAUAGUAUUGAAUUACUGUCUGUGCCAUCACAUCACGCUACUGGAUACAUUUUAAUUGUUAAGUGCUUUUAUGUAAAAUAAAUAUGCUUAUGUAUCUCUCAAAAUAUCUCUGUAUACAGGUUGGAAUUUGUCAAGUUAAAUUUGCAUUUAUGUUGAAAAAUACAAAUUAAUGUAGUAAGUGUACUCAUUAAAAUUUUGAAAUUGUUUAGGAAUCCAGUAUUACAAAUAUGUUAAAUUCUUACAAUUCUUCAUAUCAGAAAAAGCACUGCUUUGAAAAUGACAUCUUUCAUAUGCUUCCAGUCUAUAAUUGCCAAAACUUGUGAAACCUAGUGUACAUUAUGAUGUAUGCAUGUACAUGUAUUUGACAUGGGUAAUAUUCAUUAUGCACCAACUAUAUAGCUACCAUCAAGUCAUAUUAUGCAAUUUUGAACAAUACGAGGUCAAAUCCAAUUUUGAUGAACCAGUUCUUUAUGUUGGGGAAAGUAUCAGUAUACUUGUACUGCAACAGUUUUGUGUUCAUAGACCUUUUUACAGAUUGUUGUUUUGAGUAAAAACAAUUCUUGUGAAACCAAUAUUACCAAGAUGUUCAUUAUCUACAACAUGGUAUUGCCAUGCUCAUGUCAACCUUAAGUGUAAUUCAGGUCGGUUAGUUCUAAUACACUUGCCUUUGGUGUCAUUCUGCCCAUGUGUCAACAUUUAGCUUGUCUGCAGCUUCUUGACUGAAGCUUUAACCAGUUUGAAGCUCUUGACAUCAAUCUGUAUAGCCCAUUUGAAGGUCAAGGUCACAUUAAAGGUCAUGGUCACAGGUAUAUAAUCUUAACAUGAUGAUGAACAAGUUGUACAUUUGAAAUGUCCACAGGUUUCUGACUAAACGUUUUGACAAAAUUUCAUGAAACAAUUAUUCCUGACAUCAAUCUGGUGACCAAGCGAAGGUCAAGGACAUGGCUACAAAAUUAACAUCAUGAAAUUUUCAACAAAGUUUCACAGACUCGUUCCAUAUUUUCGGAAUUGGAUACAAGCCCUAUGUACAAGGAUGUCUUGAUUUUUUCAGUGUAGCCUCUAAAAGUCUGUAUCUGCUACAGUUACGAAGAGAAACUUAGAGUGUUAGUAUUUUUCCAUUAAGUAUAGAAUAGUUCAGUUGUUCAAUUAUUAUUCAUUAUUAAUCAGAUCUAUUUGCAGAUUUUUUAAAACCCAUAUCAAACCGAACACUUGACGACACAAUGGUAAAAUACACUGUUAAGGACUUUCUUAGUCUUUGUUGAUAUUAAGGCAAAUCAUGAUGAUGAAAAACAAAGUUGUAGUUUAAAAUACCAAACCAAUAGAAAUAUUGUUGUAUAUAAGUAUGAGGACUACAAAUUGAGUAGAAAGUGUAUAUUUUGUAAUGAAGAUGCAUGUUUAAUUUAAAGGUGAAGAGUACUUGGUUUUGUCCGAGCUAGAGGUGUACAUAGACUGAAUGACUGAGGUGAAGGAAUGAGAGAGACGUAUGUUAUAUCAGAGUUCACAUGUUGAUGAUUGAAGUAGCAAUGACUAUUUAUUUCUGUUUGUGAGGGUAAACAGGUGAUUUUGUGUUGAUAUUCUUAUGUCAAAAGAAAACAAGGUUGAAUGAAUAAGAAUGAUAUUAUGAUACAUUUAGUAUUAUUAUUCUCAAAAAACAAUUGAAAGAAAUAUAAAAUAAUUACAAAAUGUUC